This is a messenger RNA of Carya illinoinensis, 2630 nucleotides long. RefSeq names its product polyadenylate-binding protein 2-like. NCBI's taxonomy places the organism in Eukaryota, Viridiplantae, Streptophyta, Magnoliopsida, Fagales, Juglandaceae. Bases 412 to 2379 code for a protein of 655 amino acids. The transcript has 9 exons. The record is from RefSeq and is a predicted model, not a curated record. Gene Ontology annotation, cellular component: ribonucleoprotein complex. Gene Ontology annotation, molecular function: RNA binding.
CGACCUGGUGAUGUGCAGUGCAGUUCGUUCUGCCCUCCCCCACGAAAAAAAAAAAACGAAAAAAAAAAAAAGAAAAAAACCUCAGAAAAAAUUAUCCACUAAAGAUUUUCGGCUUCCUCUCUUCGUCGUCUCCGGCGAGUCUACUUUUGGAUCUCUGGUCGAUUUAUCCCGGUUUUACCAUUUUCUAUCCUUCUCUAUCAUCCAUAGAAAAACCCCUAAAAGAAUUCCUCAAGUUCUCGUCUAUCUCCAGUUGGAUCUCUGUUCCUUAGGUUUCUUAAAACUUCAGUCUGGUCCCUGAGUUGUGGCUGUUUUUCUCUCUAGGGUUAGGUUGGAAGAGCAAGAGGAGAGGGAAAAAAAAAGUUAGACAAAAAAAGAAAGUAGAAAGGAAGAAGGGUACAAAGUGUUGGUGAAAUGGCGGCGCAGAUUCAGGUUCAGCAUCAGACUCCGGUUUCGGGUCCGAACGGUGUCCUCUCUGGCGCCGGUACAAACCAGUUUGUGCCGACGUCGCUGUACGUUGGAGAUCUUGACUACAACGUCACGGACUCGCAGCUCUACGAUCUUUUCGGCCAGGUCGGUCAAGUCGUUUCGGUGAGGGUCUGCAGGGACAUGAGCACCCGGCGAUCUCUCGGUUACGGUUACGUCAACUAUAGCAAUCCUCAGGAUGCGGCAAGGGCAAUCAAUUUACUGAACUUCACUCCAUUGAACAAUAAGCCCAUCAGAAUCAUGUAUUCUCAUCGAGACCCUAGCAUUCGCAAGAGUGGAACUGCGAAUAUAUUCAUCAAGAAUCUAGACAAGGCAAUUGACCACAAAGCAUUGCAGGAUACAUUUUCUGUUUUUGGGAAUAUUCUAUCAAGCAAGAUAGCUACUGAUGCCAAUGGCCAGUCUAAAGGCUAUGGUUUUGUUCAAUUUGAAAAUGAAGAGUCUGCACAGGAUGCAAUAGACAAGUUAAAUGGAAUGCUAUUAAAUGACAAACAAGUGUUCGUCGCACACUUUCUUCGUAGGCAGGAAAGAGAGAGUUCAUUGAGUAAGACAAAAUUUAAUAAUGUGUAUGUGAAAAAUCUAUCAGAAGCAACAACUGAUGAAGACUUUAAGAAAAUUUUUGGUGAAUAUGGAAAAAUUACCAGUGCUGUGGUGAUGAGGGAUGCAGAUGGAAAAUCAAAGGGUUUUGGUUUUGUCAAUUAUGAAAAUGUAGAUGAUGCUGCCACAGCAGUUGAGGCACUGAAUGGAAAGGUGGUGGAUGACAAGGAAUGGUAUGUUGGGAAAGCCCAGAAAAAAUCUGAAAGAGAACUUGAACUGAAAGGAAGAUUUGAGCAGAGUAUGAAGGAAGCAGUUGACAAAUAUCAAGGGUUGAAUUUGUAUGUUAAGAAUUUAGAUGAUAGUAUUAGUGAUGAAAAUCUGAAGGAAUUGUUCGCUGAGUUUGGUACAAUCACUUCAUGCAAGGUUAUGCGUGAUCCCAGUGGGGUUAGUAGAGGUUCUGGAUUUGUUGCUUUCUCAACUUCUGAAGAAGCUUCUCGAGCUCUUGAUGCAAUGAAUGGUAAAAUGGUUGUCAGCAAACCUCUCUAUGUUGCGGUUGCACAGCGGAAAGAAGAGAGAAGGGCAAGGUUACAGGCACAAUUUUCACAGAUGAGGCCUGUUGCAAUGGCACCAUCUGUUGCUCCACGUAUGCCAAUUUUCCCUCCUGGCGCUCCAGGUCUUGGUCAACAGUUUUUGUACGGGCAAGCACCCCCGGCUAUAAUUCCUCCACAAGCUGGAUUUGGUUACCAGCAGCAACUACUUCCUGGAAUGAGGCCUGGAGGGGCUCCAAUGCCAAAUUUCUAUGUUCCACUGGUCCAACAGGGUCAGCAGGGCCAGCGCCCAGGAGGCCGGCGUGGAGCUGGUCCUGUGCAGCAUACGCAGCAGCCUGUGCCACUGAUGCAGCAGCAGAUGCUUCCUAGGGGACGUGUCUAUCGUUAUCCACCUGGUCGAAACAUGCCAGAUGUUCCAAUGUCUGGUGUAGCUGGAGGCAUGCUCUCAGUUCCUUAUGACAUUGGUGGUGGACCAAUGCGAGAUGCAGUGCUAGGACAGCCUAUGCCCAUUCAGGCUUUAGCUACGGCUCUUGCAAAUGCUACGCCUGAACAACAGAGGACGAUGCUGGGUGAAGCAUUAUACCCUCUAGUGGAUCAGCUGGAGCAUGAGUCAUCAGCCAAGGUUACCGGUAUGCUCCUGGAAAUGGACCAGACUGAGGUCCUGCAUCUGCUGGAGUCGCCAGAGGCUUUGAAGGCAAAAGUAGCGGAGGCCAUGGACGUCCUGAGGAAUGUUGCAAAUGUUGCACAGCAGCAGGCCAACAGUCCUGCUGAUCAGCUAGCUGGAUUGUCUCUGAAUGACAAUCUUGUCUCUUGAGCUGGUCGAUUGGAAGGGGGCGGCACAUUUGAUGUGUUUUCAGCCACAUUUGAAUUGACUUCAUUUUUUUUUUAAUAGGGGGCACCUGGAUUCUGUUCCUGGCAUUAUUACUUCUAUUUAGAUUUUAAAGUUUGGGAGUUUGGCUAUGCUUCGCAUUUCUAUAUUGUGUAGGAUUCUUAUCUUCCUACAUCAGUUGUGUUUUGGAAACAAAAUUUGAAUGAUUUUGACUUUAAGCUAUUGUUACCGUCUCA